GUUCUACCUCUUUUCUUCCUAAGAAACACCAACAAAGUUCAGGACUGAAAUUGGAUGGUUUCGUUUAGUUAUUGUUACUCUCAAAUUUGAAUCAUGAAGACCAAGUAUUCUUCAAAAAAGGAAUCCAAAGGCAAAGAUUCAGCCAAUUAUCAGAGCAACGGUAAACAUAAAGAUGGAAGGAGCCAAUCAUCAGAAACUACUGAAGAAUUUGAUUUUGCUUUUCCUAUAUUACAAACUGUUGAUAGGACAAGACAUCUUCAUUGUUAUUCUUCAAUUUUGGCUCGUAGUAAAGAUGAACCUGUUACAAUGGAAGAUCUUGAUAGGCUUCAACCAGAACUGGAAGUUAUGUUUUCCUGUGCUGCAAUCAGGGUUCGUACUCUGAAAGCAGAAAUAACUGCAUUGACCAAUGCUGAAGAAAAUAAAGCAGAAAUCAAACCAGUAUCCUUAGUCAUGAGUCAGAAAAAAAGAAAGCUCAGUGAUGCUCGUUUUACCAAAUCUUUAAAGGAUUUAUCAAAAGUUCGUAACCGAGAUGGACUUAACAAAGACAGUGUAUCCAGUGAAAAUGACACGGACAAUUCAGGAGAUGUUGUCAAUGAAACACCUGCAGAGUCUUCAAAGGUUACAAUACCAAAGAAUGAUACUCCUAAUAAGUUUUGGGCCUAUGUGGAACCUUAUGCCAAAGAUAUAACUAAAGAAAACAUAAAGGACCUUGAAGAUCUCGUGGCAGCUUGUGAUACUGAUUUAGGUGGUGUGAAUAUUCCUCCUCUUGGUCGUCAUUAUAGUGCUAACUGGGCGGAAGAAGAUCUUAACCAGGAAAGAGGAAGUUCUGAUAAAGCAGAGAUUUCUGGCAUGAUAAAAAAAGCAGCUACUCUUUGUGAAAGAACACCAGGACCCUUAGUGCAAAGGUUGGUUUCAGCUUUGAUGGAAGAUCCUUCAAAUGAUUCUUUCAGUAAACUUGAUUCUGAUUCAGAUAGCUGCCCUUACUUAAGUAAACUGCCAUUAUUUCAUACUACAGCCUGUUUUGAGAGGAGGCUUAAAAGGGAACUUGAAGCUGUUGGAUUUUUGGAUGGAGAAAAUGAUGAUAAUGAUGAAAUAAUGACAGAGAUUAAAAAAUGUGAAGAAGAAUUGAAAAUCGUAGCUGGUCAGAAUAAGGAACAGUUAGAGCUUCUCAUUUCCAAAGCAAAAUAUGAAAUGAAACGACAAGAAGUAAAGAGUAGAAUUAGAGCAAUUGAAACUGAGUUGACUGAAGUAUAUAGAAAGACUACUGCUGCAAAAUUGAAGAAAAAACAACUGAAAAAGAAAGAAAAGGAUCAAGCCUGGAAAAUUCUCAAAAAAAGAGAACAACUUCUUAAAACCUUAGAAAACAUGUGAUAAAAAAUUGUAAAAAAUAUUAGAUGUUUUAUAUAUUGUAUUAUAUAUGUAUAGUAAAAGAUUUUAUAAUAACCAUUUUAAUUUGUUAUGAAAUUGUUAUUUUUUUUUUAAAGUAUCUAGAAUUGAAGUUGGUAGUUUUCGUUUCUUCUUAUAUAUUAUGUAUAUUAUUUUUAAAAAUCUUAUGGUGUUAUCAUUAAGAUAAUAAAAGUUCUCUUAAAAAAAUAAAACAAUACUUCAAGAAUA
This is a messenger RNA of Nezara viridula (southern green stink bug), 1614 nucleotides long. NCBI's taxonomy places the organism in Eukaryota, Metazoa, Arthropoda, Insecta, Hemiptera, Pentatomidae. The record is from the annotation of a GenBank genome assembly.